AUGCCGAGAGCUUGGUCAGCAACCCCUGAAUUUCUUGUGUAUUUGAAUGAUCUUCAUGCAAUUGAUUUCAACAGAGUGUUCAAGUGUUUGCCAGAUUUCAACAAGAGAUGCGGAACAGCAUGGGCCUAUUAUAUUUGCGGUGUUCCUGGGUCUUUCUAUGGGCGGAUUUUUCCAACACAAAGCCUGCAUUUUGUGCACUGUUCUUCUAGCCUCCAUUGGCUUUCCCAGGGGCUGAUCGAAGAGAAAAAGUUUGAUACGUACAAUAUGCCAUACUAUGAGCCAUACACAGAAGACGUAAAAGCAGAGAUAAGAAGGAAGGAUCCUUCAUCCUUGAUCAUCUGA
Molecule: messenger RNA, 342 nt
Organism: Pistacia vera
Lineage: Eukaryota; Viridiplantae; Streptophyta; Magnoliopsida; Sapindales; Anacardiaceae
Product: salicylate carboxymethyltransferase-like
Exons: 2
Coding region: 1-342 (113 amino acids)
Biological process (GO): methylation
Molecular function (GO): S-adenosylmethionine-dependent methyltransferase activity
Source: RefSeq, a predicted model, not a curated record